CAGGAACUAUAUUACAUAGAUGCGACAUACUGAUGUGCAUUGUAUGCGAUUAGUUGGAGGUCAUUCAGCGGCGGCAUCAGGUGGAAAACCUGGAAAAGGAUCAAGAAGAAAAAGAUGCGACAUAUGAGAUGGUCAUGCACGACGUUGAAAGGUUGGAAUUAGAGCGAGAGCGACACGCAACGGCAUAUAGCCAGGCAAAUGAAAUGCCACCGAAGAUUAUCAAACAAUCGGAAGUGCUGCGCGACGCCACAAACUCCCUCGUUACCGAGAACAGUAAACAAAGCGGCCUUUCCCAGCAGUUUGAAAAGGAACUCGAAAAGCUUGCCAGGAGACGAAAGGAUCUCGAGCAACAAAAGCUGGAUCAAGCGGCAGAGUAUGAGCAGCGAAGGAGGGAAAUACACGAUAUCGAGCGGCAGUGCGAUGAGAUCUUCAAACAGCAUGAGAUAUCGAAGGAGCAGCUGGGGAUUCAUAAGGCGGAGAAAGUGAGACUGGACUUGGCGUUGAAGAAGUGUAUUUUUGAGAUCAGAAGAGAGCACGACUUCCUUCUCCGCUCCCUCCGCGAGAAGGACGUCCUCGUCAAAUCCCUACGCCGCCUUGAGACAACCGUAACCAACAUCCGCAUGUCGACUCCCUUGUUCCACCAGCAACUCAUCGAGCACAACCGCACCCUCGAAACCGCGAAGCGGGACGAAAAGCACUAUCGAAAACAAGUUCAGUUGCUCAGGAAAAAGAUCGAUCUGACGAUUUACGAUUUCCUGAAGACGGAGAAUGCCGAGCACGCGCAGGGGGAGACGCUUGCGAGAGAGUUGGGUGUGAACCGACGAUUGGAGGAGGAGUUGGAUGAGAAGGUCAAGAAGGUUGAGGCGCUGAGGAAGACUGCGGACGAACUCAAUGUCGAGAAAGAGUUGAAGUCCAAAGAACUUAUCCGCAUCCGAAACAAAUUGAAAGUCAUCAAAGAUGACGUGGGCGUCAAGGAAAUUGCUGUGCUGGAUGGUUCCAAACGCUGCCAAGAGGCGGUCAUCAGGUUGAAAGACUUCGCUACACUCUACGACGUCGUGAAGAAUGAGCGAAACAAAUAUCUGAAUCAAAUCCAAGCAACCACACAACGAGCUGCUGAGAUGAAGGAGAAGAUCAAGAUUCUGUCGAACGAGAUCGAGAUUCUGCGCCACGAAAUCUCACAUAAAGACCGCGAGCUCACGCGAAGACGGCAAACAAACACCGCGGCUUACGCGCAAAGAGACUCUGCCAAAAACGAGGCGAACAAGUUAUUGUUACAGUAUAGGGAGCGCAGAGCCGAAAUCGAUCAAAAUCUUUCGCGGAUCGAAACGCUACAGAUGCUAAUUACAGCCGUCGAAACCGACCUAGUUGCCCUACGCCGACGGCACGAAACGCUCCUCCGGACCCGCAACACGACAGGCAUGCAGCUCCUCGACCGCAACGACGAACUCUGUAUCCUCUACGAAAAGCUCAACCUCGCGCAAGACGUUGCAACACGAGGCGAGUCUGCGCUGGCCGAUGCGCAGAGCGACAUCCGACGUCUCGAGAUUGUGAUUGCGGAUUUGAGCAGGGGCGUGGAGAUUGGGAAAAAGAAGGUUGCGAAGAAGGAGGUGAAGGAGUGGGAGGACCGGGUGGCGGAGUUGGGCACGCUUUUGAAGAGUGCGAAGGAGAGGGUGAGCGAGUUGAGUGACAAGAUGGAGACACCGGUGGAAGGCACACGGACGAGGGAUCUGGGAGGACUGGACCCGUCGCAGAAGGAUUUGGCGGAGAAGAUGCAUCGUAUUGAGGAGCAGUUGGCUGAGCGUGAGGAACGCAUCCUCGAAAAGGAUCUCAUCCUUUCCGAAGUUACAACCCUCACAGACCGCCUAAAACGACAAACGCUUGAGGGCCGCACGGACUCGAAUGAGGUCGCCAGUAAGCUCAACGAUCUCUCUAAGCGCAUCAAGCACACGACAAAGGCGAUGAUGGCGCGAGUUUCAGAAUUGGCCAUGCAUCAGGCUAUGGCGAUGGGUCUAUAUCAGGAGAAGAUCGACAAGGUGAUUUGCGAGGAUUCCAUUUCGUGCAUCUGACCGCAAUAUCUUCCACUCACACUCACUCUGAUGUGCAUAUACCCGCAGGAAAUGAUGCUGGAGGAAGCCAAGUCACGCAUAGCAGCCGGUGACCCGCCAACUGCAGAUAUAGUGCGCGAUUUCCAGCGGUCAGAACAACGGACACAGCAACGUCUGAAAGAACAACAGGCUAUCGCACAAAGACGCAUGCAGGCACAAGCGAGUGGAUGUCUGGAUGUGUAAGUUCUGUCGCACGUCGUCCACGUUCCGCAGGAG
This is a messenger RNA of Fimicolochytrium jonesii, 2321 nucleotides long. RefSeq lists its product as uncharacterized. The transcript is spliced from 9 exons. Gene Ontology annotation, cellular component: cytoskeleton. The record is from RefSeq and is a predicted model, not a curated record. Bases 129 to 2066 code for a protein of 645 amino acids. Lineage: Eukaryota; Fungi; Chytridiomycota; Chytridiomycetes; Spizellomycetales; Powellomycetaceae.